AUGAUGCUGGCUCGACGACUUCAGCAGCUUCGCACUGGUGACACGGAGGAUUGGAGCGAUUUUAACAGCGAGCUUCGCAACAUUUCGAGGGAGAACGAACUGGAGGGCGACAUGCCCGACACUAAACUCCUGAAGGAUCUGGGCUAUGGGUCGCUGGUGAUGGCCAUUCGCAAGAAACACGGAGGCAUGGUGGCUGUGGCGGCCAAAAUGGGCACGCGCAAGGACGACCACGUCUUCGACGUGCACAAGAAGACGAGCGCUCGCGCCAAGCGCCGCCAGAAACGACAGGAGCGGAUCAACAUGCACGAUUUCUAUUGA
Messenger RNA from Phytophthora sojae, 318 nucleotides. RefSeq lists its product as hypothetical. The transcript has 3 exons. Bases 1 to 318 code for a protein of 105 amino acids. NCBI's taxonomy places the organism in Eukaryota, Oomycota, Peronosporomycetes, Peronosporales, Peronosporaceae. The record is from RefSeq and is a predicted model, not a curated record.